Molecule: messenger RNA, 2043 nt
Organism: Rotaria sp. Silwood1
Lineage: Eukaryota; Metazoa; Rotifera; Eurotatoria; Philodinida; Philodinidae
Source: the annotation of a GenBank genome assembly
GGACAUUUUGAGCACCCUUCUCUAGAGCCAUUUCUCAACUUAACUGUAUUUUGUUAAUUUAGUUUUUGGUAGGAAAAAUUGUUCUCUUUCGAUCUACGCAAAGCCGACCUUCCUAGCUUGUUCCGUUCAAGAGUUAUAAGGGUUUUCCUGAGACCCCUGAUUUCAGCCAAUUGACCUUGGAUCAAUCAGAAAACCAUCUGGAACGGGGUUUUUCAUCAUGCUGAGUCGAAUGGUAAUAUUUGUUUUUGGAUUUCAAACCAUCUUACACUGUUUUUUAGAAAUUUUCUACAUUUCACAAUAUCUACCGCUGUCUCACAUGAGCCCAUAUUUCGGAAAUAUUGAGAUAACACCGUAAGAUGAUUUCGAAUCCAAAAACAAAUAUCACCAUUCGACUCAGCAUGAUGAAAAACCCCGUUCCAGAUGGUUUUCUGAUUGAUCCAAGGUCAAUUGGCUGAAAUCAGGGGUCUCAGGAAAACCCUUAUAACUCUUGAACGGAACAAGCUAGUAAGGUCGGCUUUGCGUAGAUCGAAAGAGAACAAUUUUUCCUACCAAAAACUAAAUUAACGAAUACAGUUAAGUUGAGAAAUGGCUCUAGAGAAGGGUGCUCAAAAUGUCCAUCGAGAAUGCACUUGAUUGGUCAAUUGUUAACCAAUCAUAUUUUAGCAUGCAUUGAUGUGCCUUAUUCUUCUCUUUUUAAUGGCGAAAACCGCACUUCUCUAUCUUCUUCCUGUGAAAAGUUAUUCAAAAAAUGGCCACGGCUCUUUUAUUUUGAAAUGGAUAAUACUUAGGGUGGGUGUAGGUGUGGGUGGGCGUGGAUGGGUGUGUGGGUGUGGGAGUGUGGGUGUGGGUGUGGGUGUGAGUGUGGGUGUGGAUGUGCGUGUGGGUGUGGAUGUGCGUGUGGGUGGUGGUGGGAUGUGGAUGUGGGUGUGGGAGUGUGGGUGUGGGUAUGAGUGUGAGUGUGGGUGUGGAUGUGCGUGUGGGUGGUGGUGGGAUGUGGGUGUGGGUGUGGGUGGGUGUGGGUUUGGGUGUGGGUGAUUUUGGGCUAUUCACGGACACUCAUUCGCAUCCACACCCACGCCCACACACCCACAUCCCACACCCACCCACACCCACACCCACACCCACCCACACCCGCUUUCCGACGUUCCGAUUUUUUCUGAUUUUAACAUAUUUUUCCGAUUGCCUUCAGAUUUCGUAAUUUUCCUCCGGUUUUCAAAGUCUUGUUUGUGAAUUCAAGUUCUUAGGACAUUCCAGAAUAAUUUAACCAUGACGCGAUACCACACAUAUAUAGCGAUCUAUUUCAUCAUAAUUAUCGGGUAAUGAAACGUCAUGAACUCAACAAACCACACUGCAGUGAUUUGAAAGCAUAUCCUCCAAUAAAACUAUGAUGUUUCACAGACAAUUAAGAUCCAGUUUUCUAUCACGAUGGACUAACUUUCUCUGUUCGUUUACUAUACUGAUAAUUAAGAAUAUUUUCGUUUUUGAGCUUUUUUGUUUCAUCACAGAUAUAAUAAAACUAAUCAUAAUCGUAUGGGUACUAAUUUAGCUGUUGCAGAAUUGAAAAUCGGAAUGAAUUCUGUUUAUACUUGUGGACAUUUUUAUGAAUAUCUGUUACCUCAACCUGAUAUUUUGAAGACUCGUCCAUCUCUGGCUGGUAUUGGAGUAACACCUUAUACUUCAAUAUUAAAACAUAUUCGUUCAUUACAAACAGAUCAUAAACGACUUCGUCAUGUUUAUUUUUAUUGGAUAUGUAAUACUACAUUAUGUUAUGAAUGGUUUGCUCAAAUGUUGCGAAAACUUGAACGCGAAUUAUGUAAUCGAACUCAUUUUCUUACUUAUAAUAUUUAUUUAACAAAAUUGUCAAUGAUUGAAACACGAGCUAUAAUUAAAAAUAAUAAUGAACAAUGUGAUAUAUGGACUGGUUUACAAACAAAAACAUAUUAUGGAAAAUUUGCAACUUCUGAAGACUUUUGCUCGUACUUACAUAUUAAAUAUAUACGGUGUCUUAAGUCUAAAGCUUUUACUAUAGAUGAGAAUCUGUAA